Messenger RNA from Podarcis lilfordi (Lilford's wall lizard), 7057 nucleotides. The record is from the annotation of a GenBank genome assembly. NCBI's taxonomy places the organism in Eukaryota, Metazoa, Chordata, Lepidosauria, Squamata, Lacertidae.
GCCAGAAAGCUCCGCUGCGCUUCGCGUCUGGGGUCAGUGUGGCCGUCGGCGCGGGGAAAGGAGCGCUUUGCAAAAGCUGCGUGCAGCCUGCGGGAAGCUGAGCAUUGCGCGCGCGCUCUUCUCUGCACCCUUCUCUCUCUCUCUCUCUCUCUCUUUCUGCCUUUUUGCAGCCUUCGGAUACCCGCCCCAGCCUCCUGGAUCCCCAGAAGAGCGGACCCUUUUGAAAGCAGGCCCACCCCUGCAGCCUCCAGAUUCCUCUCCCCGGACCCGCGAUGCAGCGUCGCGCCCUUUUCCUGUGCCUGCUGGCGCUCGCCACGCCUUGCAUCGGCUCGGCGCGGGGUCUCUUCCUGUUCGGGCAGCCCGAGUUCUCCUACAAGCGCUCCAACUGCAAGCCCAUCCCGACGUCGCUGCAGCUGUGCCGGGGCAUCGAGUACCCCAACAUGCGGCUGCCCAACCUGCUGGGCCACGAGACCAUGCAGGAGGUGCUGGAGCAAGCGGGCGCCUGGAUCCCGCUGGUGCAGAAGCAGUGCCACCCGGACACGAGGAAGUUCCUCUGCUCGCUCUUCGCGCCCGUCUGCAUCGACGACCUGGACGAGACCAUCCAGCCCUGCCACUCGCUGUGCGAGCAAGUCAAGGACAGCUGCGCGCCCGUCAUGUCCGCCUUCGGCUUCCCGUGGCCGGACAUGCUGGACUGUAGCCGCUUCCCGCAGGACAACGACCUGUGCAUCCCGCCGGCCAGCAGCGAGCACGUCUUGCCGACUCCCAGAGAAGGUAAGAGGGCGCCUGCGGGCACCAGUAUUGCGAGCAGGGCGAGCGCAAGGACGGAGCUUGCGCCAUGGGGAGCGCGCGCUAGGCACGCCUGCGGGAAGCAGAUUCCCGACGGCGAUCGUGGGCAUUUCCAAUGGGCUCCUCGUCACAUUUCCUAGAGGAUAAGCGCCACUGAAAGCAGGGGGACUUACUGAGUGAAUAACCGUGCAGAGGAAUGCUUCGAAAGUCUUUCUGGGAGGGAAGGAUUGGCUACCCCUUGAAGUGCAUAAUUGGAAGUAAUCCCGUUGAGUUCAGUGGCGUUACUCCGAAGUGAAUGUGCCCAGGGACUGCAACCAAGCAGCCUGACUUACUUGGGGACAAAUCGCAAUGCGUUGACUUGGGUUUUUGCCCAGGUGAGCAUGAAUCAGAUUGCAGGCUUAAUCUGCCAACCUGAGGACAUUUACCCCAAAGCUAGUGCCAUUGAAGUCAGCAGACUCCCCUGGAUGGAUAAGAAUGUUUAGGAGUGAAUUGCUUGCCUCCCCUUUUUUUUAAAGGAAUAAGGUAUCAAACAUAGCAAAGCCACAUAAUAAAAACCCUCUUCUUAUCAAAUAUCUCAGCUUUAAUAAAUGGCAUCUUUUUUGGAAGGGAAGAAUCAGAGCCUCCUAUAGUACAAUGGAACUGUUACUUUUCAACAUCCAGGGUCCAACUAUAGAUAUGCUUUAAUCACUCCAGAACCUCAGAUAUGUUUUCAGACCAUCACAGCACCAAACAAUGAUUCAGUGGAUGCCCCUUACUCCAGAAAACUACAGUUUAACAAAGCAAACGCCACAGGUUUACAAUUUUCCAAGGUCUGAAAUGCUCAGUGCAGUCCUAAGCACAGUUAAUAAGAAUGAAGCCAAGCUGAAUUCAUUGAGACUUACAGUGGGAUCUUAAAUAUGUAUACUCAGAAAUAAAUGACUUUGGGUUCAGUGGGGCUUGCUCCCAGGUAAGUGGGUAUAGAAUUCCACUGUUAAGCUUAUAGUAUGUUUAGUGUGUAAUUGUCAGGGUGCAAAUAGGUUUUUUCAAAUCUACAACUGCAGAUUUGUUCAUUCAGAGAAAGUCCCAUAAAUCGCAUAGUAAACAUGCUUAUAGGAUUACAGUCUUAGACCUGAUGAACUUCAGUGCACUCUUAGUAGUCCAGUCCAUGUUCGCAUGGAAGUAAAUUUCAUUUAAUGAGAGUGGGCUUACUCACAAGUUGUGUUAGUCACAGUACUCUGUAACUGUAAUAUCAACAUCAUAUUCAACCCAUUAGCCCAUGCUCAGAGCAAACCCAUUGAAACAGGCUUAAGUAAGCUCAUUGAUUGCAAUCUAAAUAUGACUUAGUUGGAUGUCCUGCUGCUCAGGUUGUCCUAUUUAAACUGGCUAGCAUUGUUUUAAACUGUUGUGGAGGUUUGCAUUUUGUUUAAUUGAUGGUUUCUCUCACCCACCCCUACUGAUAAGAAUAUGGAGAGGGAACAUACUAAAUAAAUUUGUUGAUAAAGGAAUCAAAUGCAGAGUGUCAAAGUCAUGUCUUCUCAUUUUAAAUAAAUAAAUUAAAUGCUUUCAGCCACAGUUUAGAUGGUUUUAAUUAGCUAGGUGGGGGGAACCGAGAGAGAGGGAGGGUGACACUUUCCCAAGUUUUUAAAUAAAGGAGAGAAAAGAAGAGGGCAGAUUUCUGAAGCAAACCCAUCAGGGAAACCUUGUGUAUUGUAUUGUCACUCUCCUUUCCUCCACUCAAUGCCCCCGAUCAAGGCAUUGAUUUCUUUUCCUCCUGGGAGAGCCUAAGGAUGGUUGGGGGGGGGGAGAGAAAGCUUUAAUCUCCUUCACAUCCAUUGCCUUUUCAAUAUCCCAUUGAGCCUUCCCACUGAAUUUGCAAGAUAUUUCUUUAGCAUGACUGUUUAGUUUUCUUUCAGCUAUUAUUAUUUCCAAACUAAAACAAAAUGCUUUUACUCUUUUAAGCUCAGAGUACACUAUAAGCUGUCCCUGUAGCUUCUGGCGAAGGCAUUGAGGGCUAUACAUCUUGCUUUCUGCUGUUUUUCCCUUUGUAUUUCACAGGGUCUUCCCUCUUGCCUUAAAAUUCGUUCAACGCAGCUGAUGUGCAGAGCAAUCCUAUGUAUUGCUUUGCUUGGAAGUAAGUCCCACUGUUUUCAGUGUGGCUUACUCACCAGAUAUUCAGCGCUGGAUCACAACUUUAUGGGUUUGGGAGCUGAUUUUUGGAACUGGUUCAAGAAUAAGGCAGAAUCUGGCGGCCACAGCUGUAUAUAUAGAUAUAUAAGGAGUAUACUUUGUUUCCAAACGCCACCUGCUGUUCUCGUUUGAACAUCUCUGCUGAAGAUUUCUUUUCUUUCUUUAAAUAUAUUUCAUUCUAGCACCAAAAGUUUGUGAUGCCUGCAAAAGCAAGAAUGAGGAUGACAAUGAAAUUGUGGAAAACCUCUGCAAAAAUGACUUUGGUAAGUUGUUGUUGUUUAAAGUCACUCUAAUUAAAAAUGGGGAAGAGUUGUCGUACUGUCUGCCAUGAUAACCAAGCAGUUUUGCAAGACACAUACAGAACCGGCAUUUAGCUUUCUUCAGAAUCAAGUAGAUUCCGGCAUUGGUAUUAGCAAUGGGACAAUCAAAGCCGGUUAGGAUAAGUAGUGCCAAUAGGGUAGCAAGCUUCCAAGUUGUUUAGAGUUCUGCCUUUGAAUAAACAUGGCAACCAUGUUUCACUUCUUAUUAACAAAGUGAAUGUCAGUGUGGCUUAUAGUACCUGUGUAGUGUCAGCAUCUGUUAAUUGAAAGCUAUGGAAGAAGACAAACUGCAUGAGGUCCCUAUUGGUACCAGUCAAGCACUCAGCAUCAGCAGCAGUGGAUAGAUCUACCCCUACCAUGUGCCUCAUUUUCCUCCUUCCUUGCAUAGGAGCAACUGGCAGACAUUCUCUUAUGCGGAAGAAAGUAGUGGGGCCCCUAUUAAGGUAGAAGCUCCUCCUCCUCCACUCCUUUUACAUUUUGCAUAAUAUACUUUGUCCCAUGGCAGUCAGUAGAGAUCAGAUUGAUUUUCUAUGGCUUCUACCUUCAUCAAACUAUUGUUACAUCUUCAUCUGUAUAGUCCCACCCUAGGUCCCAUAGCCUGGUCAUCGUUGAAUAUGACAGAUCACAGCAACAACACAUAAAAUAUUUGUGUAUUUUAAAAAUCAUCUGCAGUAAUGCUGGAGCAUCACAGCAUCUUCUGUAGAUAUGCAUGGCAUUCUCUACCAUGUGUACCAAAGGCAACAUAAAAUUUUAAAGUAUAUUCCGCAUAUACUUUGCUGACCAUUGCUUGUGUGCUACACCGAUACUCAUGGAUGGAUGCAACUGGGAGCCUUUCAAAGUAGACCCAGGCAGCAGAGCUGUGCUGAGGACCUUGGCUCCAUUCUGUUUCCCUUCUGAUCCUUCUGCAGGGGGAGGGGGUGAAUGGGAGGGGAGGCUGAACUCCUGUCCUGCUGUGAAUCUGAGAGCAUCAGGCUUUAUCCUCUCCAGUUCCCAUCUUCUCAUGGAGAGGGAGGGAGGGAAUGCUGAGCACCCAGUCUGAUGGGAACGAAGUCAGAAAGGAUUCCUCCUGACUUGGAUUAUUGGGCGGUGAGAAAGCUGCAAAGAUGUGAGAGGGGGCUGAGGUUCGUCCUCAUUUGUUUCCAAACCACCUGGUCUUUAUGGCAUUUCUGACAUGCAAAGUGCUUUACAGAUCUUAACGUUCAUUCCCAAGAGUCAUGGCAAAGCCUUUGCAUUCCAGAGUUGUUCUUUUCUCAAAGUUUCUUCAGAAAACCCAGCAUGCCAUGAACUGCUUUGGCGGAUGCAGAUUGAGAAUGGCAGUCCUGAGGUGAGAUGGGUGGCAUAUCCCUACAAGACAUAAACAUUUCUGGGCUGGUAAUUGGAAAGGCCUCUUGAGUGAGGCAGAUAACGUAUGAGAAAAUAGUUGGCAUAGAAAUAAAGUUUAUUAUUAUAAACACAUGCUAUAAUUUUAUCAGAUUAGAGCUGGGAAAGUAUUUGUGGUGGAAUUUACAGGGAUAAUAUUCUUAUCAGAAGGGAAUUGCAAAGACAAUGACUUACUGCUUGUGUAACUAGUCUUUUAAGUUUUCAUGUGGCACAUCCAGUAUGAGAUAUUCAGAUAAACAUUUUCUUGGUGGCUUUUUUUCUGUGUGUGUGAAGCAUGCUGUGUAGGUUUCUUAAUGAGCCUUGUGUUCCUCCCGCCUCCUUCCAGUUAUUUUUCCAAAUCAAAUGCAGCUGUUAAACCAAUUCUCCUCCUCUUUGGCCUGUUCUUUUGCAUACAGCACACAAGCAAUGUCAGUUCCUUACAGGUUCACCUAAGAAUCUUCCUAACCUCGUAAAUUAAGCCUCAAGAUCUUGGCAACAGCCGCGAUCAGAUUCCCUACGAAUCGUAGGCCUCUCCCCCCACACACCCCAGCAGCUUUGGUGAGAAGACAUUGUGCCAAGUUGAAACCUUAAUGCAUAAUUAAUGUACAAAAAUGGGGGGCCUGGUUUCCCCACCCCCUCCUCCUGUGUUUGCAAACGAGAGAGAAAGAGAGAGAGAGAAAAGCUGGAGAAAAAAGGCCCACUUAGAAAAGUUUUGUUUAAAAGAGAAAGAAAGAAAGAAACACACCCCAAGGUUGAUUCAAACUGAAAUGACUUGCAUGCCCUUGGUGGCUUUAGAAAUGGAGCCACCUGCUGUCCGUUCUGUCAGCCCCUGACAGUUUAAUUAGCAAUAGAAGACCUCCCUCCCCAGGUUCUCUUUAUCUGCACUAAUGGGAAAAACCUCGCUCUCUCGCUCUCUUUCUUCCUUUCAACGUGCCCCCCCUCCCCGCUCCCCGUUAUCCCUAUUAGCCCUGAAGAUAAAAGUGAAGGAGAUCGCCUACAUCAAUGGGGACACCAAGAUCACUCCGGAAACAAAGAGCAAAACCAUCUACAAGCUGAAUGGGGUGACAGAAAGGGAUCUGAAGAAAACGGUGCUUUGGCUCAAAGGUGGCCUGCAGUGUACCUGCGACGAGAUGAACGAUAUAAACGCACCCUACUUAGUGAUGGGACAGCGGAUGGCUGGCGAGCUGGUAAUCACCUCCGUCAAGCGAUGGCAGAAAGGUCAGCGAGCAUUCAAGAGGUUCUCGCGCAGCAUUCGCAAACUGCAGUGCUAGUUGCUUGCCACGUUUGGCCCUGUCUAGUCACCAGCCUCAAGUUCUUCCAAGCGCCUUGCACCUCCUGGCUUCCACUGCAAAGCACAGCAGGCGUGGGUGGGAGACGAAACGUCGUUUCUUUCUUUCUUUGGGGUGGGGGAGAAGGGAGAGGAAAGGGGAACCUCCCCUCCCCAAUUUUGUACAUAUAGUAAAACUCUCAUUACAAAAAAAACCACAAAAACAUGAAUACUUUUUAUGAUUGUAUUAAAGUAUCUUGCUUAGAGCUAGCUAUUUGCAUCGGUGCAAAAUGUGACUUUAAUUUUUUUAAUCUUUUGUUUUGGUUUUUCCAUUUUGAACAGUCCUUCAGUGCGGCUAACAUUUCUGUAUAGGUUAUGUUACACGUUAGUUUUGUUAAUCUUCAAGUCCAGUUGGUCAGGUUCAGUUUUGAUGCAGUGCGAAAAGGGCUCCAUGAAAUGUUGUUGCCCUUUCUUGUGAUAGAUCUUCAGAAGAUAGUAAAGCCCAGAUAUGGCUACUUUCUGGUCUAUUUGAAAGGGAAUCUGACAACGAUGUCAAGUCACUUUCUGAGGCAAAGGAGAGCUAGGAUUGCCACUUAGACACUUUUCCAUUUGGGGCAACAAUUCAACACAGAGCUAAAAGGAUUGCUUUAAGUCCUCUGAGUUUGGUGGGCUUGCGCAUAGCUUAAAGUUCCAAUCCUGGAGUUUGUACUUAGUGGGGCUUACUUCUGUAAACAUGCCUAGGUUUGCACUAUAAAUCCGUGUUGAAUUGUGGGCAUUCUGUUUCAUUUUGACCUUGAAUAUUGGACCACAUUUUACCCAAGAUAAACAUGUCCCCUAUUUUUAUUCACUAUAGGGAAAGUACGAUUGUCACAUGUGCUACUUAUGCAGGAACUGCGUCAAUAAAGGCAUAUUAACCAUUUGCACACAGUAUUUUAUACAAACCUGUUAAUAGUUUUAAACUGGCUCAAUGCACAUUUUAGGAAGGUUUCUUUUUGUGCUAUUUUGGUACUACUGCCUUCACAAAUUAAACCUUUCCUUAGUCUAACUGUAAUAUAAGUAGUGGUUAUUCUGAAAGAGUUGUAAAAUAUUACUUUAACAAACCUUGUAAAUAUUCCAGAUAAACCUUAUAUUCUUGUAUAUAAACUUUACAUCAUAGUUU